Molecule: messenger RNA, 2942 nt
Organism: Siniperca chuatsi (mandarin fish)
Lineage: Eukaryota; Metazoa; Chordata; Actinopteri; Centrarchiformes; Sinipercidae
Gene: tecrb
Product: trans-2,3-enoyl-CoA reductase b
Exons: 11
Coding region: 1303-2361 (352 amino acids)
Biological process (GO): very long-chain fatty acid biosynthetic process
Molecular function (GO): oxidoreductase activity, acting on the CH-CH group of donors
Source: RefSeq, a predicted model, not a curated record
AAACAAAUGUCUCAGGCCACAAAACCUUGUUGCUUUUCUUUAUGCGUCUUGACUAAAUCCUUAUCAUUUUGUAUGUUUUUAUUCUUUUAACAAUUUCAUGUGACACAGCAAAUCAAAGCAACGUGGUGAAAACACAUAAAUGGGCAUUACUUACUGACUCUUAAUCCUCUUAGACAGUCUCAGAUAAUAAUUUGUGAGCGGCACUAGGUGUGUCUGCCAAAAGACAUCCAAAUUUGUGGCAAGUACACAUGGUUCAAACCCCUGUCUAAUUUAGAUUUUUGGGGCGAAGUUGAUGGAAGGGUGGGUGAACUUUUACAUAACAGAAAAUGUUUCAUAGGUACCCAUACUGUAUAUUCAGGCAUUCACUUCCAUCAAUAUAAUACGUGUCCAGCCUAAACUUCCAUGUUGCCACUUGUGACUAUAUGUCUUUCACUCAUUAUGGAAACUGUAUCCCAACUGUUCGUGGAGGGGUGGCCCUCAAAGUCUUGAGUAUUAUCAACCCUUGGUGGCAGGAAAGGGCGAUUCCCUGUGUGAGUGAUUGAGAGAUCUGGUUGUUCAGUUUGGUUUCAAGGUAUAAUAACAUGCUGUAAAAGUCAUGUGGGUUGUGUGUGCGUGAGACCCUAAACCCUAAAAUUCAGCAAAGUGAGCCCAUGACAUCACCACAUACGUAGAUGGAUGGGGGGUCUGUAGGGAGAGGGCUGGUUACGUACAGUUAACAGCAGACAUUUAUAUUUAGCUGUGGAGACGAAGAGAGGGGGUCAAACUCGGAAAGAGGGUGCUGUUUGUCAUAAUACCCCUCCUCCAUCUUCCCACUUAGCCAGGGAUUGAGAGGUGUCAGGAUUCAUCAGGUGUUCCUUUUUUUGGGAGGGGUUAUGUUUCAAAACCAAGUCACUGCAGCUCUACUGCUCUAGAAGUUUCCUUGAGAUAUGAGAUAUACACAGGUGAUACUGUAGACAGUUUGCCAGGGGGAUACUGGGCAUUCCUGUGUAUGCAACUGUGCACACACAUGUCAUAUGUCCACACUCCAGGGGUCGACUGGCAGUUAAAUAAAGCAGCGCACCAGAGGUGAAGGAAUGAGAGAGGGGCAAAGAGGGAGGGAGGCAGGGAGAGUGAGAGAAUCACAUAGAAGAAGAAGAGGGAGGGGCAGAGGAGAGAGAUUUAUUUCCACAGCUGAGGGCUGCCCCUCCCCUGUAUGGUUUGGCGUGGAUCUUGGCUAGACAGUUGAGAAGAUUGACGAGUGAACUGAGGGGAAGAGUGAGGAGAAGAAGGGAAUAAACUUAGUGCAGGAGGAGGACUGUGGACAUGGAUACCCUAGCACUAGAGGCCACCAGCAGUAAAAAGCCUGCUAACGGGGCGGCGGUGGCGACGGCUGCUGCCCCGCUGCCGGUUCAACCCCCGGUCAAACGCAAACCUGCUAAAAAAGCUAAAAAGGCUGUUGUUUUCUUUGAGGUGGAGAUACUGGAUGCCAAGACCAAGGACAAGCUCUGCUUCCUGGACAAGGUCGAGCCAAAUGCCACUAUUGGAGAGAUCAAGUCUAUGUUCCACAAGAGCCAUCCUCAGUGGUACCCAGCCAGACAGUCCAUUCGCCUCGACCCCAAGGGGAAGUCUCUGAAGGAUGAGGAUGUCCUGCAACAUCUCCCUGUGGGAACCACGGCAACCUUCUACUUCAGAGACCUGGGAGCCCAGAUCAGCUGGGUCACGGUCUUUCUGACAGAGUAUACCGGUCCUCUGGUCAUCUAUCUGAUGUUCUACUUCAGGGUUCCCUUCAUCUACGCACCCAAAUAUGACUUUACCACCAGUAAACACUGGGUCGUACACCUCGCCUGUAUGUGUCACUCUUUCCACUACGUUAAGAGGCUGCUGGAGACGCUGUUUGUCCACCGCUUCUCUCAUGGAACAAUGCCGUUACGCAACAUCUUUAAGAACUGUACCUACUACUGGGGCUUUGCAGCAUGGAUGGCCUAUUACAUCAACCACCCGCUGUACACGCCACCCAUCUACGGGGAGCAACAAAUCAGACUGGCCCUCAUCAUAUUCUUGUUCUGUCAGAUUGGCAACUUUUCCAUCCACAUUGCUCUUCGGAACCUCCGUCCACCAGGCUCUAAGACCAGGAAGAUUCCCUAUCCAACCAAAAACCCCUUCACCUGGAUCUUCCUGCUGGUCUCCUGUCCCAACUACACCUAUGAGCUGGGCUCCUGGCUUGGCUUCACAAUGAUGACCCAGUGCCUGCCGGUGGCCUUCUUCACCUUGGUGGGUUUCAUCCAGAUGACAGUGUGGGCCAAGGGGAAGCACCGCAGCUACCUGAAGGAGUUCCGCGACUACCCUCCUCUCCGCUCACCCAUCCUGCCCUUCGUCCUGUAGUGGACUACUCGACCUCUCCCUCACCCAUUCAGCUCUCCCUGUUUGUAGCCGUCAAGUACACCCCCACGUCUCCAACCCCAACCCUAACUGAGAGGGUGCCCACUGCCCUCCCUUUUUCCAUCCUCCAUAAUCUACACUGGAAUUAGUAGACUGACUGAAAGAAUCUAGCCCCACCCCCCCAAACCACAUUUUCUCUUUCCCUUCCUGUCUGCAAUCCAUCAUGUUGAGUGAAAACGUAAAACACUACACUUGCUCUAUUUUUUUUUUUUUUAAUUACCCACAUACAAACCCAUUCUGAUUGGUUAAUUGACUUGUGUGUGUUUGAGUUCCCAGAGCAGUCUUCACUAGCCUUCACUUCAAACUAGCCAGUGUAUACUGAAUGACGUACUGUACAUAAAUACUGUAAGAUGUGUAACCACUCUUAUGUCAUCUGUUGUUUUGGGCCCGAAUCUGCAUCUGGUGAUAUUCAGUAAAACUUAAAACUGCUCAGUUUUUAUAUCUAUUCAUCUAAAUUUGAAACCAUGACAGCUUUUAAUUUUGUUGAUAUCUGAAGUAAUUUAUUAAAAAAAGGUAAACCCAAA